Messenger RNA from Penaeus monodon (black tiger shrimp), 1433 nucleotides. Its product is annotated as organic cation transporter protein-like. Gene Ontology annotation, biological process: transmembrane transport. The record is from RefSeq and is a predicted model, not a curated record. Lineage: Eukaryota; Metazoa; Arthropoda; Malacostraca; Decapoda; Penaeidae. Gene Ontology annotation, cellular component: membrane. Gene Ontology annotation, molecular function: transmembrane transporter activity.
UUUGACUUGGUGUGUGGGCGUGAGUAUCUACGUGCCAUGUAUACUAGUAUGUAUAUGUUUGGCAUAUUCUUUGGUGCUCCAAUGAACGGCUUCCUGGUACGGCCGACGUCCCCUGGUGUUGGUGGGCGGUAUAGCAUACGUGGUCAUAGCGAUCCUCUCAACGUGGCUGCCUAACCUCUCGGCGAUCCUCGUGGCGAGGUUCCUCCUGGGAGUUGUGCAUCCUUUGGUUGUGAAUAGUGGCUAUAUCUUGGCCAUCGAGGUCUCAGAGCCGCGCCUAAGAACGGCCUUGGGCAUAACGCUUUACCUCCCCUGGGCCUUGGGUGCCAUGGCCCUCGGAGGACUGGCCUAUCUGCUGAGGAACUGGAGGACGCUUCAGCUGGCCAUGUCUGUCAUUGGAGUGGCCAUGUUCCCCGCUUUCUGGUUCAUGGACGAGUCUCCGCGAUGGCUGAUGGUGACCGGGGAGCACGAGAGAGCCCUGAAGGUACUGAAGAAGGCGGCGAAGUGGAAUAAGGUCUCGCUUCCUCCUCAGAACGAACUUCUUACUCUCAUGAAGGAGGUAGAAACUUUGAGGCCUUUUGGAGAUGAUUGUGAUCGUGUGAUAGUGAAAGUGAGGAUAAAAUUUAGUUUGAGGACCCCGAAGCUCCGCCUCAUCACGAGCGUCAUGUACCUAGACUACCUGGUGUUGGCCAUGGUCUACUACGGCCUCUCCCUCAGCGGCGGCAACCUCAGCAGCGACCCCUUCGUGUACAUGGUGCUGUCGGGCCUCAUGGAGGUUCCUGCGUACACCCUCGCCUUCCCCGUCGUGCAUCGCUUCGGCAGGAGGGGCCCCACGGUUCUCUGCUGUCUCCUGUGCGGGCUGGCGCUCUUUGUCUUGGCUGCUGUGCCCACAGAUUACUCAUGGCUGAUUGUGACCAUGGCUCUGUUCGGGAAAAUGACGAUCACGGUGGCUUUCCAAAUCGCGAUUCUCUAUUCUUCCGAACUCUUCCCGACGGAGGUGCGGAGUCGAGGCAUCGGGACGUGUUUCAUGCUGUCUCGAAUCGGCUCCAUCUGUUCGCCGUUCAUCACGGAUUUUCUGGGCUCCCUCAUCUCGUGGGCUCCGUCCGUAGUCUUCGGGGCCGCGUCGUUGGUCAUCGGGCUAGCGACAGUGGCACUUCCGGAGACCCUCGGGAUGGCACUGCCUGACACCAUCGCCGACCUCGAGGAGAGAGACUGCGUUGAUUCUAGAAGAAGUUUUCUUCCAUCGUUCCUCAAGAAAUCAAGACCGGAACGCAAUUAGCUGCAGACAGACGAGGGCCAAAUCAUGCAUGCAACACGAUAUCCUCACCUGAUAUCCAUACGUGCCAGAGUUGAUGCAACUUCAUUGCCAUUUUUUCACUCGGAAUCGAUAUUUCAUUUUUGGCUUGAUUUAAUAAGAAAUAUGCGUAAAAUGCUAU